Molecule: messenger RNA, 718 nt
Organism: Zerene cesonia (dogface butterfly)
Lineage: Eukaryota; Metazoa; Arthropoda; Insecta; Lepidoptera; Pieridae
Exons: 2
Coding region: 86-421 (111 amino acids)
Source: RefSeq, a predicted model, not a curated record
AGUUAGAAAAAUGGAAUAAACCUAGGUAAACCUAGGACCUAGGUAAUCUUAAUACAUUCAGUAGCGAAUUAAUUUCCAGCCAGAAAUGAACGAAUUCACUUACAAGUUAAAAGCUGUCCAACAAAAGAUAAGAACUCGAGAUGCCUGUUCCCGCAUCGGAAUGCUACACCCCGGUAUGAUCUGCGCAGGCAGUUUUCAACGAAACGAUUCGAGACCAGCUAAGUAUGAACAAAUUAAUAUUAGAAGUAAUUAUUAUUUGGGUGAUUCAGGCAGUGGCUUAGUAUCAAUUAAUGAUUAUCAAAUACUUGGAUUAGUCUCACAUGUGGUUAAUGCUUAUCCUGCACUUAUUGUCUACACUAAUGUUUCAUAUUAUUACAAGUGGAUACAAGAGAAAUCUGAAAAAAUAUCUUGUCAUACUUGACCUAGGCCUGAUUUUUUUUUAUUCGAAAAGUAAAAGCAAAUUAAAAAAUGUUUUUAGAAUUUUGUAUUAUAAGCUAGUGUAACUAAAGUGUACAUGUGAAACUACAAUAAGAAAAAAUAAACAUCAAUUCAAUAAAUUCGUAAUCCAUUAUUUUUCAUAUGAAAAGAGGUGAAUUUUGUUUUAUAUACAAUCUGAACCUAUGAUAUUCCUCUAAUUUCCAUUUGAUUCCCAACCUUAAUUACUUAGGACGGCGAAUAUUUUAGAUUAGAGCAUUGCACUAAAAUGUAUUUGUUUGAA